This is a messenger RNA of Vespula vulgaris, 10454 nucleotides long. RefSeq names its product nuclear receptor coactivator 2-like. Gene Ontology annotation, molecular function: nuclear receptor binding; protein dimerization activity. NCBI's taxonomy places the organism in Eukaryota, Metazoa, Arthropoda, Insecta, Hymenoptera, Vespidae. Gene Ontology annotation, cellular component: nucleus. The record is from RefSeq and is a predicted model, not a curated record. Gene Ontology annotation, biological process: cellular response to hormone stimulus; positive regulation of transcription by RNA polymerase II. Bases 2135 to 7270 code for a protein of 1711 amino acids. The transcript has 21 exons.
CACGCGGCUGUUCUUAUGUGGCCUCCCUCUCCCAUUGAGCGUACAAGCGUAUACUCUCCGUCUGUUUCGGAUCAGGCCCUUCCGGCCGGCCCUUCCUAGUUUCAGUUCCCCUCUACUCGGACGUGUCGGUCGAAUGCAUCGCCUUGUUAAUUCCUCUCGAAAAUGUUCUAUCUUAUUUUCGACGUCCAAGCUUCGAUCGACUUUAUCUCGAAAACGCUGAUUCUGCUGUGCGAAAUCGAAAAAGAGUGGGGACACGGAGCAUCGAACGCCGUCUAAUCUUUCGUCUCUGAAUGGCAUUUGAAUAAUUUCGACUGCAGGAAAUAUCGAUCAGUCGUACGUUUGCUUCGAGAGUUAACCGCUUUCUCGAUUCCCGCCCGUAUACAUAUCGAUCGGUCCCGUAUGAUAACAGGGUCGUGGACGUUCAUAAAUUCCGUCUUGGUGCCGUUGACGUUGAGAGUAUUUCUUUUCGUUAAAAAAAUGUUAGUUCGUUACCUUGACGUCAUUUCUUAUUAAUCCGCUCGAACGGAAUCCGAGGUUAACGACCUUUCUACCCCCUUCUCUAUCUCCCUCCCCUUCGAAGGCAAAGUAAGCUCGACGAGGAAGCAAAAGUUGAGCGUAACGAUCGUCUUAAAAGUAUCGCUAAAAACUCGCUCGGUACGUUUCUUAUUUUUCGAUCUUUAUGUAUCGGCCAAUCUCGGGAAGAUCCAAUAAGAGAGAGAGAGAGAGAGGGUGGGAGGGAGACGAGCGAGGGUGAGCCCUCGGAGAAAAAGAAGUAAAGAGGCCUCGUUUCCUCGGCAAUUUAGGCAUGCACCCGCUUCUUCUCCUCUCCCACCUAGCGGCAACCUAUCUACCUUGCUACCUGCCACUCGGUGGGGGCUAAAAUUACGUUUUCUCGGUAAAGCAACGCAAGAAGCGAAGCCACGGCCGAGCAAAAGGAUCAAAAUCGUCGACGCCGAGUGUGCGCAUGCUGCUGCUGCUGCUGCUGCUGCUGCUGCUGCUGCUGCUCGAGAGAGAGAGAGAGGAGUAGGCAGUUUUGUCUAGAAAGUUAGGCGACGUCGAGGGGAUGACCAUGGAAGUAAACUACGUUACACAAGCUUAACGGCGUGGCAUGCCGCUGUUACGGCACACCGCGUGUUGUCGCUACUUGCGAGAGAAACUCGGCACAGAGAGAAUAUUGUUUUUACUAAAGAUUCAAGCAGAAUUCGCAAGACGUUUGGAAGAAGCGUGUUCUUUAGGUUAAUGCGAAUUUCUCUCGAUUCUCCGCGACUUCGUGACGCGAGUAUGAUAUUUUUGUGUGUCUUUCGUGGCACUGGCCCAAAGCAAGCACGUGACCCUUUCGUUUCCAGGGAGUUUGAGAGAGAAAUGCUCGUAUUGUCGUUCGUAGGGGGUAAGGUUCUCGUUAAAAAUUUCUCAUUAAUUUCUCCUCGGUCGUCGUUGCGCGUAGGAAACGCCUGACGUUCGAUUCUCCUUCGAUAUCGCGAUCGCUAGCAUCGGCGAAUAAGCGCGUCGUUUUCGCUGCCACUCCUCCACCUUUUUCUUCGACUGAGAAACAUAACGGUCGACGUCUUCGACGCUAUCGUAGGUAUCGUAUUCCGGUCACGAGAUACCGAGCCGAUCGCGUCCGACGAGUUGGUCGCUUCAACGACGAUUCGAGAUCUUCGGCGAAGGAAAGAAAUCAAAUUUUAUUUCGCGCGUGCCCGAUAUAUCGCUUUUAUCGUCGACCUAGCUAUCGUAGAUUUUAGCGGAGAAAGAACGAAAUUGAAUGAAGUAAUCGCGCGGAAGAGAAAACAUCUCCGAUCGGGAGGAACUUUACGAUGGAGCUCGUUCUCCAAAGUGUCCUUUGCGAUCCCUGCUAACGCAAAACACCGACUCGUCUGAAAGGAGAAGAAGGCCCGAUCGAAAGCGGAUUCGAAUUCGGUUGAAAAUCGUGCUACGUUAAACGUGGAUGUAGUCUGCGUCGACUGUGGCGGCAUCCGCGAAAUCGAUACAACGCGUUCACGAACACAUUGCACCGGACUACGGACUAGAAGGCACGACUACAAUAAUAAGAAGUAGGAAGAGUAGGAGUAGAGAGGGUGAAGGACGAAGAGGAGGGAGGAGGAAACCGAGGGAGGAUGGCAGUAGCGACGCGACGAUGGCGACGACGCCGACGCCGCUCGUCGAGAGAAACGAUCUCUCUCUCUCCCUCCCGAACGAGAGGCAAAGAGGGGACGACGUUAUAUCGCGGAGGGAUGGAGAGCGGCACAUAUCGACCGGUCUACGAAGAACGAGCGCCAGUCGAGAACAGGGGUCAAGGUCGUCGAAUGUACCACGCCUGCCUCCAUCACCCAAUAACGCGGCCGACGUAGACCAGCCUAGCCCGUGUGAACUGCUGGACCCGCUGUGGGUCAAAAUGAGCGCGAUCACCGGUAGCAUCGGCAAGAAAAGAAAGAAAUCGGAUGCCAAACCGCAAUCGCAGAUUAACAAGUGCCUUAACGAAAAGCGACGACGUAACCAGGAGAACCUGUAUUUCGAUGAGCUUGCCGAGCUGAUUUCCGCCACGGACAUGAGCUCUGGCAAGACCGACAAAUGUCAGAUCCUUCAGAGAACCGUCGAUCAGAUUCGGCACAUCAGGCAACAAGAGGGUUCCAACAGUCAUGCCGUGCAACAAGGGGAAGUAUCUUCGUCGAAUCCUAACAUACUGUCCAACGAUCAAGUUGGCCCUAUCUUAUUGGAGGCGUUAGACGGCUUCCUGUUCGUCUUAAAUAGCGAGGGACGAGUGGAAUACGUAACGGAUAACAUUACCCAGUAUAUCAAUUAUACGAAGGACGAUGUAUUGGGAAAGGAUAUAUAUAAUAUCAUACAUCAUGGAGAUCACAACACCUUCAUGCCUACGUUGUUGCCCAUGUCAUUAGGCUGGACGAGCGAGCCGCAGCCUCAAACGAGGAAUCGUACUUUCAAUUGCCGCUUCCUGGUAAAGCCUCCCGAUGACAAAGACGAGACGAUGGAGGAGAAGCAACAACGGGUAUCGAAAUACGAGUCCAUGCAAAUCUGUUCGGCGCUAUUGCCGAGUAAUACCGAGCGACUCGAGAGCGGCGACGUGUCCUCCGAAUCGCCAGACAUCGGUCCUUGCGUAAUGUGCGUGGCACGUAGAAUACCACCGAACGAGAAGCCCGUAGGUACACCGAUCGAGCAAUUCACCGUUAAAUUGGAUACAGCGGGCAAGAUCAUCGCGGUCGACGUUAGUUGGUUGUCGUCCGCUUAUGCCAAGUAUCUGACCAAGGUAAGGGACUUGAUCGGUACGACGAUAAAGGAUUUGUGCCACCCUCAUGAUCUCAAUAAUUUAACUGCACAUUUGAACGAUACGCUUCAAGUCGGAGAGAGUACGAGCGCCGUGUAUCGACUGCGCGUUAGUCCUGAUAAGUUCCUUAAUAUACAAACAAAGUCAAAACUUUUCAAAGCGAAUGUGAUGAACGGCCACGACACGGACUUCAUGAUGGCCACCAAUUCCAUCAUAGGGGACAAUGACUUAACGCCUAUCGAGGGUGGUCAGCUUUCCAACAACAAAGUGUGCUCGGGACAUUCUAGUAACCGUUGUGCGAAUAAUAGUAAUAAUAAUAAUGGUAACAAUAACAAUAACGUGGGUGGCCUGUUGAUGUCCGUGGCACAUCUGAACGGUCAAGUGAGUGGUAUCAGUGGUGGUCGUGGAUUGACGGGGACGACGCACGUUGCUACGUCGUCGAACUCGAUCGCCUUUAGUACCGGCGAUUCUUGCAACUCGUUAGCGUCACUAAGUACGAGUAAUUCGUUCAACCACUUUUCGGGGAGCAUGGACUUGGAAUUCGAGCUCUUCCGCGGUUCGACAUGGGACUUGGACGGUAGCGGUGGUUGGCCGGAAAGGCCCGAGUCGAGAGGAAGCGGGCCAACAGAUUCGCGACCACCCUCUCAGCCAGCCCCGACAUCGCCGAGUCCCCAGGGAGGAGGAACGUUUUCCUCUAAUUCAGCGGUGCCGUCUCACUGCAGUCCCCUACGCGCUUUCAGCCCGUCGUCUUCGGUCAACGCGGCGCACACCUUCAGUAAUUCCUUCCCGUUCAGUCCGCUACAGGAAUCGCAGUCGUCGUCGACGUUGACCGGCAACAACGCGGCUGCGGCCGCCGCUGCCGCGGCCGCGGCCGCGGCCGCUGCCUCGGCUGCCAACAACACCGGCGUCAACAGCAACGUCAAUGGAAACGGCGCCACUUCCGUAGCCAUCGCGGCCGCCGCGACGGCCCCGGUCAUUCUGCCUGGACUCAAUGCCAAGAGGAUCGAGGAAGGAAAGAGCGGAUGCCCUACCAGCGGCACGAUGGACAACGCGACCGCGAGGACGAAUGCCUCCACGCCCGCCGAAACUCAAAAUAGUGUCGUGUCCACCGAGUCCGGUAGACUCAGAAACUUGUUAACGAAAGGCUCCAGUGCUAGUGAGGACAGUCAGGACAAUGCGAAUAACGAUUCGGACAACCAAAACAAACACAGGAUAUUGAAAAUUUUGUUGAAUCAGCAAGACGAGGACGAUUAUCAUUCUGAACACAACAACAAAAUGAGGACGAGUCCUAGCAACAUGCCAAAACCGAAUAUGGAGCAUUCCAAAUCUUCUCUUGGAAACAAUAUGCUUCUGCAGUUACUAAAUGAGAAAAAUGACGACGAGGACGAGGAGGCCCGGGCCGGAUUGAAAAAGAGGAACGAACUUCUUCAACAGUUAUUGAAGGAUCAGGACGAGGAGAGGAAAUUACAGGAGCAACAGACCCGGGACGACGAUCCUCUUUUGCGGAGUCUUGGAUUUCGGAACAGUACCCCUUCACCGUCACAAUCGGGAAGCGAUCACAGCGGGCUCGGCAGUACCGCUCAAGUGGGCCAGAAAAGACCGGGCGACGAUGGCGAUCUCAAUAUAGCCGUUAAACGGCCGAUGGAUGGUUCGCACCAGGUGUCUUCUACGGGUACCAAUGCUUCGACGAACGCGACGAGCAAACUAUGGGAGAAAAACAAAAUGUUGGCUUCGUUGUUGGCAAAACAACCGCCUCAACCAACAACCAUACCACCUAUUCCCGCGUCUGUGAUAUCGGCAACGCCGCAAGAUAAACUUCCACGUGGCGGUGGUAGUAGCGAUCGCUUAAAGCAACACCAGUCCCAACAGCAACAGCAGCAGCAGCAGCAGCAGCAGCAACAGCAGCAGCAGCAGCAGCAGCAGCAGCAGCAGCAGCAACAGCAGCAGCAGCAGCAGCAGCAGCAACAACAGCAACAGCAACAGCAACAACAACCGUGGACAGGUGGCCACAUGCAAACGGUCGGUGGGAACAAUGCGAUCACAACGACGGCUACUUCGGCUCGUACUCCUCUCCAAAGCCAAUCGAGACAACUACCUCGUCAAGCAACCAACACCUACCUCAGUCACAUGCUAAGUCAGCAACAAAGGCCGCAAUUGGGUCAAGUGGAUUCGGAAUUUGGAGAUAGCGGAGAAUACCGUCAAACGUGUACCGACCCGACUACUUGGGAUAACCAAUCGUCCGAUCCAGAUCUCUCCGAUAUUUUGGAUCAAGUUAUCGAAUUUGUUCCGGACGAAGCUAUCACAGAUUCGUCUGCGAUAGCAAACCUCCUGGACGUUAUCGAGGCACCGCAAAACAAUGCCAUGAAUGAAAAAAUGGCAAUAAACGCUAUCCAGAAGUCGUUGAUGUUAUGCGAAACUGCCGUAAAUCCAACGUCUUCCACCAUAACCAUACCUGGCACGCCUCCCGCUUAUUCCACCGCGUUGGUAACGACACCCGUGACGACGAGUCAUAGUUACCAACCACCUCCGAUGUAUCAACAACAAGCGAGGAUGAGGUUCAACGCUCAGUUGGUCGUGAGGCAGACUACCGCGCAGUUUACGCAACAACAGCAGCUGCAGUUGCAACAGCAGCGCAGUAAACUGAUACAACAGCAACAACAGCAACAAUUGAAGCAAAGAUUGCUGCAGCAACAACAGCAGCAACAACUGCUCAUCCCAUCGAACGCAACAGCGACGGACCAAAUAACGACUGGCAUACAUAAUAUCGAUAAUCUAUUAAAUAAUACCGUUGCGCCAAACGUAUCUCUACAGCGAUCGAGCGUCCCUGACUCCCAAGUUUCUCCGGGUUACGGGGGAUCCGUCCAGAUCACUUCCGGUCACCGACUCGCUCAUUCGUACUCUCACCCAUCGACGUUACCACAACAUCCCAUUGUGAAUAAUAAUUUUAACAGCGGUCAACAAGUGUCAGCAGCAGCAGCGAGACUCUCGCCGCAUUCUCCUGCGAACAUAUUGUCGUUUUCUCAUCCGCAACCGUUGUCACCUCGGGUAACGCAAGGCAAUUACGGCACCACUCCGAGGUUAUUUAACGUUAACCAGGUGAGAUCUCAGCAACAACCGACCGCGCAACAACAACUACAGCAACAGCAGAGGUCGAUGCCUUCGCCUGGAACUCCAGCCUCAGCAAGGCAAUCCCCGUUUCCUGCCGAAACCUUUCCCCCACCCACGUCUCCUACCGCCAGCCAAUUUCCACCCGGUCCAAAUCCCGGUGCUCCUAAUCCUACUGCCCAGUAUCGCUUGCAACGGACCACGUCGACGCCUUCUGCGACGACUCAGUUGCCAGGUGGGGUUGGUUCGCCCCGACACUAUGGCGGAGUGAACAAGGAACAACCUCUUCUUUCACCUAGUCAUCCACAUUCGGGUUGCCCCGCAACACCGACUCACAAUCAACACAAUGCCACCAAUACCCAACACUUCUCGAAUCAACAACAUUCUUCUAUGAUAUACCACACGACCGCCAAUACUAUCAACACACCAGAUAUGCAGAACAAUCAGUUCUGUUACGAUCGGACGUCCGUACCACUCUAUUCUUCUGGGGAUACGCAGGAUGUCAGGUCACUGCCUCCCGGUAAUCCUGUCAAUCACCACAUGGGUGGUAAUGCAAGUACCACCGGAAGUAUGACGUCAGAAUUCGUUCGGCAAGAAUUAAGGGCUAUAGUGGGAGCGAGGACGCAACAACAGCAGCAACAACAAAGGGUACCCAACAGUAUACCUAACAAUCUUUCUGGUCAAGUUUCUCAGGACGAUUUGGAAGCACUUGGUUUGACAUUCGAAAUGUCCACUGCAGGUGAGACUGUGGUUAACGAUGGCCCUGCCAAGAGCUGGGCCAUUGGGAGUACCGGAAGUGCCCCCUCAUCCUCCAGGACUACUAUGGAGGAAGCGGUCCGAGGUGAUCCCAAAUCAUCGUUGCUACAGAAGCUGCUGUCCGAGUGACUGCGGGCUACACUGUUGGACGGUAAAGGAUUAUGUGUGAUAUACGUUUGAAGAGGCAAGAAAAAUAAAUAAAAAGAAAAUAAAUAAAUAAGAACGAAGAGAAGAAUAAGAAAAUCGAAGCCUGAAAAGAAAGGCUGCUGUCAAAGAUGCAUUAUACGCGCUAUACGUAAUGGGUACUAUUGUAUUAUAUGUAAACGUUUAACAUACGAAGUCAGUAUUCAGAUACGUAUCACCAAAUACAAUGCAAAGCUCUAGUGCGCGGCGCUCUCUAGAACCUUUUCGUUCAUCGUGAUAAUCCGUGAUGGAAAAGGAGCUUUUUUUCUUGCAAAAACAGCAUCUGUCGUUUUAUCCGAACUCGAAGGACCAAAAGUUUUCGUUUCUACGUUUGGCUGUGUCGAGACUUUUGUUGGUAUUGAUGUGAGUGAGUGCGUACGUGUUACGGCUGUCAUUGCUUGGACCAUUUGUUUAACACGAUAUCGUGUUGUUGAUUUUUUUUUUUCUUUUCAACACGAAAAAAGAUAUUUAGAUGGGCAAAUCAAGAAAGAGAGGAAAAAGAUGAUGAGGCUGUAUGUGACAUAACGAUGGACAUGGGAAUUAACGAUGAGCGUUGAUUAGAUUUAAUUUACUCUAUCUGUUGUAACGAAAGGAAAGGAAUUACGAUAGAAUUGCACGUCGCCAUGCUACAAUAAUUCAUUAUUUUAUAUAUAUAUGUAUAUAUAUAUGUGUGUGUAUAUAUAUGUGUGUGUGUAUGUGUGUGUAUAUAUAUAUAUAUAUCAUUAUAUAUAUAUAUAAACACGUUAUACACAAUACAGAGACACGUACACAAAACACACGUUCACAUAUAGAAAACCUUUCUCGGGGCGUCCCAGCUUCUUCGAGCGAUAUUAGAUGUAUAAAAAGUAUAAUAUCGGCGAUGAAUUCACGUUUUACUCCCCGAAUCAAUGGCGCACGUGUUCUCCGUCGAUAUUUCGUUUGAUAUCGCUGAAAGAAAAGAAAACUACGUAGGUACCUCAAAGGUAUACUUUACUAUACCACUGGCUGUUGAACAUAAAACUAUUUAUAGGUUUAAUUAUUGUACACAGAAGAAUAGAGCACUAUCAUGUAUUCUCUUAAUUUAACAUCUUUUUGACUAUUACAUUAUGAAUAAUAUAUUUGUGAUUGUAAGAAUCUGCAACCAAAAUGUGACAAAGAAUACUUGUUGUUGUUAAUAUGAUUAUAACUAUUAUUAUUUUAUUUUAUUUUAUUAAUAUUAUUGACAUCAUCAUUAUCAUUAUUACCAAUAUUAUUGUUGCAAUUACUAUAUUAUUAUAAGAUUAAGGUUUAUUAUUAUUAUUAUUAUUAUUAUUAUUAUUAUUAUUAUUAUUAUAUUAUUAUUAUUAUUAUUAUUAUUAAUAUUAUUAUUAUUUUAUUAAUAUUGAUAUUAUUGAACACUUGGCGUAUGCGUAUUUCUAUUUGAUAGUAAGAGUACCUUUAUAUCAAUAUAAAUAUAUUGUAUGAAUGUAUAUGUAUAUAUAUGUAUAUUAAUUUAUAUACGUGUUAUAUAUAAGUAAUUGCUCGAUAGAUUAUUUAUAUAUAAUUACUAUAUAAACUUACGUAUAUUUAUAUAUGUAUACGUGUGAAGAAAUGAAAUCAAUCUUCUAUUUUGCAUAGCUCGGUAAUUCUCUUUUGGAUCUUAGAUGCACACUGAAUUACUUCUAAAUGACAUCUGUUGUUAUAUAAAUGAGAAAACUUCUAAUUACAAUACUAUAUGUGUACACACACGUGAAGUGUGUAUAUACAUAUACAUACAUAUGAAAGAAAUCUCACGCAAGUGUCUUAUUUUUUCAGGAAGUUCACCAUUUACUAGAUUUGGAAGAAAUUGCGACGAAGCGUAUAUAUUGUGAAAUAUGCAUCGGUAUGAUAGAUAUUAAAGAUUAGAAAUUAUGUUUGGUAGAAAUAUAUAUAUAUAUAUAUAUCGAAAAAACAAAAAAAAAGGAUUGAAAUGUUUCGAUUGCUUUUGAAGUACGAUAUAAUUUAAAGAGAGAUAUGUUGUAAAAAGAGAGCCUGCAUAGCAUGCCUUCUAAAGAUUACGUUUUAUCGUUUACACGUCCGAUAAUCAUAGAACUUUGAAAUACAUUUACAUUUGUUGUACUUUUUUCUUUUUUCUUUUUUUUUAUAUUACAGAAAGUUGUUUAUAACUUUCGAUCUUUUAUGCUGUGGUAUUUUCACGAAUUAUUAUUAUAUCGUCUAAUGUUUCUUAAGAUUACGAAAAGAUCUCGAUUAGAAAAUUUUAUUGUUACCGUUCGUGUUAUUUUUAUGAAAGAAAGAAGUAAUGUCGUAUGUAUCGCUGAAAGAUGGCAAAAUCGAAUUUAAAAAGGCUACGAAUUGCUUCGAAAGUUAAGGCGUUACGUGGAAAUGUUUAAAGCGAUUUAAAAAUACGCGAGCCCAAAAUGAAAAAUAUAUACGAUUGUUGAUUCUAUUUUUUUUUCUUUUCUCUUAUAUAAAUAUAUUGUAUGUAUAUCAUCUCUCGUAUACACGAUCUUAGACAUUUCAAGCUUGUUUUGCUUUUAAUAUGAAUGUAAUUAAAAAAUUUUUCAUCGGCGUUAUAUAGAUAGUGUAUUAAUCAAUCAAAUUACGCUCAGUAUGAUUUUCUUCGAGCUACACGAUGAACAUUCAACGUCGUUCUCCGUUGCAUUUUCUUCCAAUCGAAACAGUUACAAAGUUAUAAUCUCUGUAAAACACAUUCGUGAGGUACUCUGAAUAUGUACACGUACAUACAUAGAAAAAGAAAAAAGAGCGUGGGAGAAAAAAAGGAGAUCGAGCGAGCGAGAGAGCGAGAGCGAGAGCGAGAGAGAGAGAGAGAGAGAGAGAGAGAGAGCGAGAGAGAGAAAGAGAGAGUGUGUGUGUGUGUGAGAGAGAGAGCGAGCGAGAAAGAGACAUGUACUCAUCUUUACACAUGUGUACAUGUACGUACGUAUAAAUUUAUAUAAAUACGUACGUACGUGUACGUGUAUAGCCACGCGUGUGUCUCCUGUUACGUGUGUGUUUGCGGUUGAGAGGAGAGUGUAUGGGCGCGUCCGGUGCGCGUGAGUGUUCGUAAAUUCGCGCGCUCGUACGCGCAUGUACGUAGCGAAUUACGUCAUAUAGAUAGAUCAUAUGUGCUUUCUAAUGAUGAAUAAUUUUAUAAAUAUAAAUAUAAUACCGA